AUGGCUGCUAACCUGCUGUUCACUGGCGUAGCGAUAACUAACGCUACACAUGGACCAAAUGUCGCUGCCAAAUAUAAGGCACACUGAAGUUUCGUCUAUGUAACGUUGUAAAUGUCUUGAACAUGGCAAAGGUUCUUCGGACAGCAGCUUUAGUUUCGUACCUGUGGAGUUUUUUCAUGCAGUUCAGUCGCGUGUCAGGUCUUGGGAUCAAUGAACUGUUGUAUUUCCGGGUCAUCAGUCCAGAGGAGAUAGGGUAUAUCUUCAGUGCAGCACCUGCUAGAGACUUUGGAGGAGAUUUUACAUCAUCUUAUGAUGAGAUUUUCCUGGUGCCAGCAGACCCAUUAGAUGGCUGCUCAGACCUGAAGGACAGAGAAAUCAUUCAGGGACAAGUAAUCCUGGUGGAAAGGGGAGGGUGUUCCUUUGUACAAAAGGCGCGGCAUGUGGAGGAAGCAGGGGGCAAAGCUGUUCUUAUUGCUGAUAAUGCAGUGGACAAUGACAGUCAGUACCUUGAUAUGAUCACUGAUGGAACCACUGUCAAACCAAGCAUACCUGCUCUGUUUCUGCUGGGACGUGAUGGGAUGAUGAUCAGACGAUCUCUUGAGAGACAAGCACUGCCGUGGGCUGUCAUUUCCAUUCCCGUCAAUGUUUCCUCUCUGGCCUCAUUCCCACUCAAGCAACCACCAUGGACACUGUGGUAGAAAUGACUCACACUCACAACUUCAUCCACCCCCUCAAUCAGUCAACAUUUUUCCAUUGGUGCAUAUCAUGUCAGCAGUGAAUAACCUGACAGCCUUGCAGGGAAAGACUUUGGUGGUGGUAAACGAAUUCACACGCACUAGUGCUGAACCAAUAAAUUUACAUAUGGACACAUGACUAGAUCAGGUACACACACAGCUGAAGCCAUGUGGAGAAAACCUAUUGGUAAACCUCUUUGUUGGAUAUGCUAUACCAGGUAAAGACAGAAGAACUUAUGCUCAGAAUAAUUAGUCAGUGGUCAUGUGAGUGUCUUCCAGCAGAGCAGUCUCCAGGAACUUGUGUUCAGAUGAUCUGUUGGUCACCAGUGAGUGGUGAAACUGGAAAAUCCAAUAUGCAUUAAUACAACACAUACAAAUUGAAGUGCACUGUUUCUUCUGCCUUGUCUAAUAGUUCAAGCGAUUGUGCAGGCCAUUUGGGAACAAAGAACAGGUCAUGAAAGCAUAUGUUAUACUUCACCACAACCGCUUACGGGGAAUGUCGUCUCACUGUAAUAAUGUAAAUAACUUCCUGUUUAUCUGCAUGAACUAUAGCACUCCGGUCAGAAGUGAACAUUCUUUUUCUUAUGGCAAAUAAAUAUAAAAUGAAACUUUUUGCAUAACAGGCUAUCAUUUAUUGCCUUUCGGAGAUACACAUCUGUAAAACUUUAAAGGCCAUACACAUGUGCCUGAAGCCCAAUCACCCAGACUACUGUGGCAGUAAAAACCAAUUGCCCUUUAUUACUUUGUAUUUACAAUAUUUAUUGACAUUUUCAUUACUCUUUAUCCAGACCAAUGUGUGUACAGCAGUUUAGAUAAACAAGAUUGACACAAUGAUUACAAAGUAAUGAUAAUGAAAAGUGACUUUUAUUAGGGAUAUAUAAAUACCCAGUGUAUUACCAAACGCACAGAUAUUGCUGUUCUUUGUGUAAUCAGCAGAAAGAAAUUCAACUAUACCACUUUGAUGUUGUCCUUUUCCCUUAGGAAUCCCUUUCACUUUUUACCCUAUUAAACCCCCAAUCAAGCUGUGAGUAAAGAAGGAGAAAAGUUUAUUCAUUGCACCAAAAUGUUUGUUGUUAUUACUUGUCAACAGAGAUAAUGAGAGCAAUGAUCAGUUUAGUUUCUGUUUAAAUAGACUAAUGUGUGCACCUUACUUUGUAUUUCACUACGCCACCCAAAAGUCACUCGCAUUACCUUACCUCUUUGAUUUGUGGAGAAUUACAUUAAGUGACAGGAAAAACACAUUUA
Molecule: messenger RNA, 1979 nt
Organism: Seriola dumerili (greater amberjack)
Lineage: Eukaryota; Metazoa; Chordata; Actinopteri; Carangiformes; Carangidae
Gene: pradc1
Product: protease associated domain containing 1
Exons: 5
Coding region: 123-698 (191 amino acids)
Source: RefSeq, a predicted model, not a curated record